Molecule: messenger RNA, 3513 nt
Organism: Lucilia sericata (common green bottle fly)
Lineage: Eukaryota; Metazoa; Arthropoda; Insecta; Diptera; Calliphoridae
Product: serine/threonine-protein phosphatase 2B catalytic subunit 3
Exons: 3
Coding region: 803-2542 (579 amino acids)
Biological process (GO): calcineurin-mediated signaling
Cellular component (GO): cytoplasm; calcineurin complex
Molecular function (GO): calmodulin-dependent protein phosphatase activity; calmodulin binding
Source: RefSeq, a predicted model, not a curated record
UUAGUACAAGUAGAAGUAUUAGUAGUAUAAGGAAUCUACACAAAACGCUUUGCUUGUUGGCUGAUUGGCAAACUGACUGACUGUCUGGCGGGUCGAUACAAACAGUUGAAGUAGAAAUAUAAAACGUACGGCAGGCAAACGCAAGUGCUGCGCGACUUGUUCAUUAAAUUUAAAAAUAAUUGUUCCGAUUUUUUAGUUGUUACUCAUCCAACACCAAAAAAAUUUUAACAAAAAAAUAAAAACAAAUGAAAUAAAAUAAGCAAAAAAAUAAUGUGAUUUGUUAGUGCGAAUUCUUUACAAGAAAUUUAAAAUAACACUACUAAUUCUAAUAAGAAGAAAGAAAAAGUCACUUCGUGAUGUUCUCGUUUACAUAGGCUAGCAGAAAAAAAAAAUUGGAAAAAAAAACAACAAGGAAAGAAAUAUUUAUAAAAGAAAUCAUACCAGAACAAUUGCUUCCCCCGAAAAAAAGAAAACUUAACUCGAAAUAAAAAAACAACACACAGCAAAUAAAUUCUAUAUGAAAUUACCGUAAAGAAAGUAGAAGAAAAAGCCUUGAGGCUUAGAAAAUAAAAGAAAAAUUCAACAAACAUCUAGUGAAACAAACAAAAAGGAAAAAAAAUCGUAAAAAAAACAACAAAGAAAAUUUAAAACAUUUUUUUUUUUUAGAAGAACAGCCAAAUAAAACCAAAAAAAAAAAUAUUUUUUAGGCCUAAAAAAAUACUUUAAAUAAGAGAAAAAGGUAAAGCUUUAAAAGAAACAAGACAGCAACAAAAACUACAAACAACAACAAAAAUAACGAAAUAUGUCUUCGCCAGCAACACAGCAUCCACCAACAACACAGCAGCAGCAACAACAAAAAUCAGCAGCAGCAGCAGCUACCAACAAUAAUAUACAUGAGAAACCUACAGCUGUAAAUGCCACAACUAAAGGAUCAACACAAUCCACAACACAGGCCGCCACAGCUGCUGGUGGCGGCGGUGGUGGUGGCGGUGGUUCUGCUUCAAAUAGUCUUAACAAUAGUCCCACUAAAAAGCCACCAUUAAAUACUAAAGAUCGUGUCAUCGAUAGUGUACCCUUUCCGCCCAGUCGCAAACUCAACUUGGCCGAUGUAUUCGAUGCUCGCACGGGUAAACCAAAUCACGAUGUACUUAAGCAGCAUUUUAUAUUGGAGGGUCGCAUCGAAGAGGAGGCCGCCCUCAAGAUUAUACGUGAUGGUGCUGCCUUGCUGAGGCAAGAGAAGACCAUGAUUGAUAUUGAAGCACCUGUAACAGUGUGCGGUGAUAUACACGGACAAUUCUAUGAUCUCAUGAAAUUGUUCGAAAUCGGUGGCUCACCGGCCACCACAAAAUAUUUAUUCUUGGGUGAUUAUGUAGAUCGAGGCUAUUUUAGUAUUGAGUGUGUCUUGUACUUGUGGUCGCUGAAGAUCACUUAUCCCACGACCUUGUUCUUGCUGCGUGGCAAUCAUGAGUGUCGUCAUUUAACUGAAUACUUUACUUUUAAGCAGGAAUGCAAAAUAAAAUACUCGGAACGAGUGUAUGAUGCGUGUAUGGAGGCAUUUGAUUGUUUGCCGCUGGCGGCUUUAAUGAACCAACAGUUCCUUUGUGUCCACGGCGGCCUAUCGCCCGAGAUACACGAACUGGAGGAUAUACGCCGUUUGGAUCGUUUCAAAGAACCUCCCGCCUUUGGGCCCAUGUGUGAUCUGUUGUGGUCCGAUCCCUUGGAGGACUUUGGCAAUGAAAAGAACUCAGAUUUCUAUACGCACAAUUCGGUGAGAGGCUGUUCGUAUUUCUACAGUUAUGCAGCCUGCUGCGAUUUUCUGCAAAACAACAAUCUACUCUCGAUUAUACGAGCUCACGAGGCGCAGGACGCUGGCUAUCGUAUGUAUCGGAAAUCACAAACCACCGGCUUUCCGUCGCUCAUCACCAUAUUCUCAGCACCCAACUAUUUGGAUGUUUAUAAUAAUAAGGCUGCUGUAUUAAAAUAUGAAAACAAUGUCAUGAAUAUACGCCAAUUUAAUUGUUCCCCCCAUCCCUAUUGGCUUCCCAACUUCAUGGAUGUCUUCACUUGGUCUUUGCCUUUCGUAGGCGAGAAGGUCACCGAGAUGUUGGUGAAUGUCUUGAACAUUUGCUCUGACGAUGAACUAAUGACCGAGAGUGAAGAACCCUGCUCUGAUGAUGAGGCGGCCUUACGCAAAGAAGUCAUACGCAAUAAAAUACGUGCCAUUGGUAAAAUGGCUCGUGUCUUCUCAGUUUUGCGUGAAGAAUCUGAAUCUGUACUGCAAUUGAAGGGCCUGACACCGACCGGUGCCUUGCCAUUGGGAGCUCUAUCGGGUGGUAAACAAUCAUUGAAAAAUGCCAUGCAAGGCUUUUCGCCCAAUCACAAAAUCACCUCGUUUGCGGAAGCCAAAGGUUUGGAUGCUGUUAAUGAGCGUAUGCCUCCUCGUCGUGAUACAACACCCUCGCCGGCUGAAGAAGGCCAAAAAACCUUGUCCCAGCAAGCAGCUGCUGCUGCCAAUGCCAAUGCGAAUUCAAUCAAUGGAUAAUUCUAAGUCAAAUGCUAGAAAAAAUAAAUCAUGCAACCAACCAAACAAACAAUGCAAAACAAAUAAUAUUGUUGAAACAAGUUUAAAGGUUUUUUCUCUCUUCUUUCUUUGUUAAAAAAAUACAAAACAAUUAUAAAAAAUAACACAAUUCACAUUUAUAUAUUCUUCUACUACAAACAAAAAAAAAAAAAAACAGCAACAAUUUUGGUUGAACAUAUAAAAUGGAUAAUGAAGGAGUAAUUCGAAAAGAAACCAGAAAAAAUAUUAAAAUAAAGUGAACAGCAGCAAAAGAGGAAAACUUAAUUUAAGCAUAUAUCAAAAAUUUAACAAGAAAAUAUAUAAAAAAACAUACUUUUGAAAAUUUUUGAAAUUUUAAAUAAAUCAUAAUGAAAAGAAUAAUUAAAAAUCUACAACAUUAAUGAAGUUAUAACAAGUUAGCCAAGAUAAGAAAUGAAGAAAACAAAUUAAUAUAAAUUCAAAAAGAAUAUUAAACAGAAAAACUAAGAAAAGUAAACAAAUAAUAAAAAAAUAAAUUAUAUAAAAUAUACAACAUAUUUCUUAAAAUCUCUCACCCUAAAUCUAAACUAACUAACUCUCUCUCUAACUAUCUUUCUCACACUCUCUCUCUCUGUCUACUAUAAAACUUUUUUAGAUAGCUUUAACUAAUCUUUAAACCAGAAAGAAAAAAAAAAACUAAAAAAAGAAACUUUUCUUACUACAUAUUUUAUAUUGUAUACCUAAAAAUUUUUUUUAAUGAAAAAUAAAAAAACCUUAAAAAAACAUUAUUGGUUAUUUUUUAUAUUUAUAUGUAAAACUAGAUAAAAAAAAAAGAAAAACUUUAAAAACAUGUUACCCAUUCCAUCAAUCAUAUUUUCGUUGUUUUUUUGUUAAUUUCAUCAAGUGGUAAAUUGUUUCCUUUCUAAAAAAAAAAAAAAAACAAUCAAACAAACAAACACCUACAGUUACUUAAA